Purpureocillium takamizusanense is the source of this 607-nucleotide messenger RNA. RefSeq lists its product as uncharacterized. Gene Ontology annotation, biological process: mitochondrial respiratory chain complex I assembly. The record is from RefSeq and is a predicted model, not a curated record. The transcript is spliced from 3 exons. The coding region runs from base 172 to 486 and encodes 104 amino acids. Lineage: Eukaryota; Fungi; Ascomycota; Sordariomycetes; Hypocreales; Ophiocordycipitaceae.
UCCGCUCACGCCUCGCUACGGAGGCGCAACUCGACAAGCGCAACAAUCCUCUCGACUCCCGACAGCCCACGACGACAUCUGUGGCCAUCCAGCAGACGCACUCCGCCAUCGAGUAACACCCGACGAUUAGUUGCACACAAUAAAGCAAGCAUCCGCACGCAUCAGUCCGCGAUGGCGUCCGGCUAUGGAAUGCACGGCGGCGUUGGCCGCUGCUUUCCCUUUUGGCAAGAGGUUAUGGCCUGCUACGUCGUCAAUACAUCUGCAGAGGACGACUCGGGCAAGAAAAAGUGCUCCCCAGUACUAGAAGACUACUACGAGUGCCUUCACCACAAGAAGGAGCACGCCAGGGCGCUGGCAAUGCAGGCAGCGUACGCGCGAUCCGAGUCGGCGACGUCACGAGACGGCGCUCCGAGUGCCAGGCAAAUACGGAACUUGGGCCUGCUGGGCAAGGAGGAGGAGUCCAAGAGUGUGAUUGGGAGCAGCUGAAACCCGUCCCGUGCUUCCGAUGGCGUGGGAAUCUUCCUGCGGUAUGCGAUCAGGUGUAUACUACCUGCUGGUUUGCAGCGUGAAUUGAUGGGGUAAUUCUCAUCGAGCCUCUUUAGUCCGA